CGCGGUCAUUAUGACGGCAAUCCGGGCGUCGGAGUCACGGCGGACCCGAGGCGGGCACAUGUGAUGCGAUCAUGGCAACGUGAAUACCCCGUCCCGGCCAUCGUCGUCCCUCCCCCUUGCAAGCAAGCAGCUGCUCUCGUGUGACCUCUAGUCGUCGCCAGUCAGUCACCUCUCCAGCCUCCAGCACCAACCAUCCACCACCGAGCUAGCAGCUGUCUGCUCGCCUCCCCCACCUAGGCUAGGACUAGGAGCCACCAAACUCUGCCCCGCCAUGCCGGGCCUCGCCGCCUCAGGCAACUCGCCCCCGGCGGCGGCGCCGGCCCCGCGCCGUCUCUCGUCGCCGCUGCCCCGCCGCGCGCCGCCGUCCCCGUCGCCCUCCGCCUCCACGCGCGCCAAGCCGCGCCCCCCUCCCGCCCCCACCGACGACUCGCUGGACAACCCGGAUCUGGGGCCCUUCCUCCUGAAGCAGGCGCGCGACGCCAUGCUGUCGGGCGAGGGCGGCGGCGCCGCGCGCGCGCUGGAGUUCGCCGAGCGCGCCGCCAGGGCGCUCGAGCGCCGCGGCGAGGGCGCCGAGCUCGAGCUCGCCAUGAGCCUCCACGUCGCCGCCGCCAUCCACUGCGGCCUCGGCCGCCACGCCGACGCCAUCCCCGUCCUCGAGCGCGCAGUCGCCGUCGUCACGCCGCCGCCAGAGACGCCUGCCCCCGCUGCCGAGGCCGACGACCAGGCUGCCGAGGCCGACGACAAGUUGGGCGAGGAGUGGUCCCUCGCCGCCUUCUCCGGAUGGAUGCAGCUCGGCGACACGCACGCCAUGCUCGGCCGCAUGGACGACUCCAUCGCCUGCUACGGCAAGGGGCUCCAGAUCCAGAUGGCCGCGCUCGGCGACCGCGAUCCCCGCGUCGCCGAGACCUGCAGGUACCUGGCGGAAGCGCACGUGCAAGCUCUGCAGUUCGACGAGGCCGAGAAGCUGUGCCGCAAGGCCCUGGAGAUCCACCGGGAGCACAGCGCGCCGGCGUCCCUGGAGGAGGCCUCGGACCGGCGCCUGAUGGCGCUCAUCCUGGACGCCAAGGGCGACUACGACGGCGCGCUGGAGCACCUCGUGCUCGCCUCCAUGACCAUGGUCGCCAACGGCCGCGACAUCGAGGUGGCCACCAUCGACGUGGCCAUAGGCAACACGUACCUGGCCCUCGCCCGAUUCGACGAGGCCGUCUUCUCGUACCAGAAAGCGCUGACCGUCCUCAAGUCUGCCCGCGGCGACGACCACCCUACCGUCGCGUCCGUCUACGUCCGCCUCGCCGACCUGUACCACCGCACGGGCAGGCUCCGCGAGUCCAAGUCCUACUGCGAGAACGCCCUGCGCGUCUACGCCAAGCCCGCGCCCGGCGCUGCCCCCGACGAGAUCGGCGGAGGGUUGAUGGAGAUCGCUGCCAUCUACGAGGCGCUCGACGACCUCGACGAGGCGCUGAAGCUUCUGCAGAGGGCGCUGAAGCUGCUGGAGGACGCGCCGGGGCAGUGGAGCACCGUCGCUGGGAUCGAGGCGCAGAUGGGCGUGCUGUACUACAUGGUGGGGAGGUACGCGGAGUCGAGGAGCUCGUUCGAGAGCGCGGUCGCGAAGCUGAGGGCCAGCGGCGAGAGGAAGUCGGCGUUUUUCGGCGUGCUGUUGAACCAGAUGGGGCUGGCCUGCGUGCAGCUGUUCAAGAUAGACGAGGCUGCGCAGCUGUUUGAGGAGGCGAGGGCGGUGCUGGAGCAGGAGUGUGGCGCCUCUCAUCCUGACACUCUUGGCGUGUACAGCAACCUUGCUGCAAUCUAUGACGCCAUGGGAAGAGUGGAGGACGCGAUUGAGAUCCUGGAGCACGUGCUGAAGGUGAGGGAAGAGAAGCUUGGCACGGCGAACCCCGACGUGGAGGACGAGAAGAAGAGGCUGGCAGAGCUGCUGAAGGAGGCGGGGCGGUCGCGGAACCGGAAGCAGAAGUCGCUGGAGAACCUGUUCGGUACCAACUCACAGCGGGCGAAGAAGGAGGCCGGGAGGAGGUGGUCCAACUUCGGGUUCAGGAGCUGAGCUGAGGUGCCCUUUUUGUUUGUAACAUUAAAAAAAAAGGCACGUGUAAAGAUGUUGCUGUAGGUGAGUAGUAUUGUUAGCAAGGUGGGUGGUGAUUAUGCUGUUUGCUUGGCACUGCAUUGCUGUUACUGUUUUGGGUUAUUUUCGAGUUAAAAUUUGUUUUUUUUAUUAUUAACUGCGAGCUGAGCUGCUGUACCCGGAUGGAUGGAGAAAGAGUCUUUGUGGUGUUGACU
This is a messenger RNA of Zea mays, 2289 nucleotides long. RefSeq lists its product as uncharacterized. Gene Ontology annotation, molecular function: protein binding. NCBI's taxonomy places the organism in Eukaryota, Viridiplantae, Streptophyta, Magnoliopsida, Poales, Poaceae. The record is from RefSeq and is marked validated. The transcript is spliced from 3 exons. Bases 272 to 2056 code for a protein of 594 amino acids.